GUCUAAUUUUGUAAACAACACACUUGUGGAGAAUGUUUUUCCUCGGAUUUUCGCGUCUGGAACUCCACUGAGGUGCUCUCACGUAGUGAAUUUAGGUGAAUUGUAAUCUCUUGUGUGUGCAAAGGGUGUGAUCAGUGCGAUGGAGAGUGCUGCUUUGGCAGGAAAGUGCAGAGCGUGUAGAAUAAAAGUUCAGGGUGAUUCGCAAGUUUUCAUCUUCGCCUCCACAAAUCUGCCGCACAUUUUCCAGGAAGCCACAUCCCUGCCGAUCCACGAGAAUGACGGACUUCCGGGAGUUCUGUGCGCCUCCUGCUACAAUCGCCUUCUGGAGACGUACAACUUCCGCAAGAUGUGCGCCUCCACGGCUCUGGAGUUCCACCAGAUCCUCUCCAUGAGCGGUGAGGUGCCCUUCGAGGAGAAGUACAUGCCGCCGGAGGGAUUGGCGGAGCCCAAGUCAGAUGUGGAUGACGUGGCGGAUUCCAAUUCAUUUGACUUCCCGCCGGAGAGCAAAUUCAAUCCCGACGAGUCCGUGGAUCCGCUGGCGGGCAAUAGGAGGCUGUCAGAGGCGACCAGUGAGGAUGCGGAUGACGUGCCACUGACCGCACGCAAGGUGGCGAAGAAGCGCGUGCCGAAGACGAGUGUGAAGGAUGAGGAUGUUGGCGAGGAGGCGGAAGUGAAGGAGGAAAGGUCGUGUUUUGAGUGCGAGCUGUGCAAGCGGCGCUUCCGGAACAAGUUCAGCCUUGAGUCGCACAUGCGAAGGGUCCACCAAGGCCUGAAGAAGGGAAAUGUGUGUCCGAUCUGUGACAAGGCGGUGUGCAAUCCGGGCACUCUCAAGUGGCACAUGGCGCGGAAGCACGACGUGAAGAGUGAGUUUGGCUGCAAUUAUCCCGGCUGCUUCAGGCAGUACGAGUGCGAGAAGGCUCUGCUGAAGCACAUGCAGCGCUGCCACGAUCCGGACAAUCCCAAGCCGGAGAAGCAGCCGCCAAAGCAGUCGCCGCCGAAAGAGUCGAAGCCCAAGAAUUACACUUGCAAACUGUGCGAUAGUGCUUUCAUCACGCCAAAGGGUCUGGGCAUGCACAGGGCCGUCGUGCACGGCGGCGUGGAACAGGGAGUGGACAACGAGGGCAAACCAUUUAAGCUCUAUGCGACCAAUCGAGGCAUCAAGCCGAGUCUCGAGUGCGAAAUCUGUGGCCGGAAGUUCUUCAAGAAGCUCGGCCUCGAGUCACACAUCAGGCGAAUCCAUCAGGGAAUGAAGAAGGGCACUCUCUGUCCACUGUGCAACAAGGAAUACUCGCGGCCAGACUCUCUUAAGUGGCACAUGUCGCGCAAGCAUGGCGUCAAGUCGCCCUUCACGUGCGAUUAUCCCGAGUGUUUCCGCGUGUAUGAAUGCCAGGAAUCGCUCACGUAUCACAUGAGUCGACAUCACAACCCGAAGAAGCCCAAACCGCCGCCGAAGAAGCACAUUUGCGAAGUGUGCGGCAAGUUCUUCCCAUCGUCGGCGGGCCUGAAGAAGCACAGCUACAGCCAUUCUGGUCCUGAGAGUCGUCCUUUCGGCUGCUCGAUGUGUUCGAAGCGCUUCGUGACGGACCACAAAAUGAAGGUGCACAUGAUGCGCCACGAGGGCAUCAAGAAUCACGAGUGCACGAUUUGUGGCAUGCGAAAGGUGACGGCCAGGGAGCUGAAGAUCCACAUGAACUAUCACACGCGCGAGACGGUCUGGCCAUGCAAGCUCUGCCCGCUGAUUUCCUCCAGCAGAGAGAACAUGAAGCGGCACGUUAAGGUUGUCCAUCAGGGCAUCAAGUCCUUCCCCUGUCCGCACUGCGAGCGCUCAUUCGGCAAGUCGGAGACGCUGAAACACCACGUGAUGACGCACACGGGCGAGAAGCCGCACGCGUGCGACGUGUGCGGCAAGCGCUUCAUCCAGCCCACGGCGCUGAAGACGCACAUGAAGACACACCUGAGGACGAAGUGACCCAGAAUAUCUCGUGUUGGCUACAAAAUAUAAUUUAUUCCCUUCUCUC
Molecule: messenger RNA, 2018 nt
Organism: Phlebotomus argentipes
Lineage: Eukaryota; Metazoa; Arthropoda; Insecta; Diptera; Psychodidae
Product: zinc finger protein 878-like
Exons: 4
Coding region: 140-1969 (609 amino acids)
Biological process (GO): regulation of transcription by RNA polymerase II
Cellular component (GO): nucleus
Molecular function (GO): DNA-binding transcription activator activity, RNA polymerase II-specific; zinc ion binding; RNA polymerase II cis-regulatory region sequence-specific DNA binding
Source: RefSeq, a predicted model, not a curated record